AUGGCCAGCUCAAACGUUCUAGCCCUGGUGGUGCUAAUGGUAUUGUUCUUGACCUCCACCAUGGCACAAUCUCCAACCUCCUCUCCAGCUUCUUCUCCCACAAAAUCUCCAGUGCCACCAGCCAGCACCCCCACAUCUGCACCACCACCUACUGCUACUUCUAGCCCUCCUGCCUCUCCACCUGCACCCAAGAAGAGCCCCACCACUCCUCCUGCGGCAUCUCCACCAUCUCCCACAACCGUCAGCUCUCCUCCUCCAGCAUCCAGCAUCCCUCCUUCCAGCAUCUCCAGCUCACCAUCUGAUGCUCCUGGUCCAUCUGCUAACGAUGCCGUUUUGAAUAGAGUUACUGUUGGUGGAUCUUGGCUUGCUGGUCUCUUCGCUGCCGUUUUGGUGAUUUAG
Populus euphratica (Euphrates poplar) is the source of this 399-nucleotide messenger RNA. RefSeq names its product classical arabinogalactan protein 9-like. The record is from RefSeq and is a predicted model, not a curated record. Bases 1 to 399 code for a protein of 132 amino acids. The transcript has a single exon. NCBI's taxonomy places the organism in Eukaryota, Viridiplantae, Streptophyta, Magnoliopsida, Malpighiales, Salicaceae.